Haplochromis burtoni (Burton's mouthbrooder) is the source of this 7590-nucleotide messenger RNA. RefSeq names its product nuclear receptor binding SET domain protein 3 (gene nsd3). Gene Ontology annotation, molecular function: histone H3K36 methyltransferase activity; protein binding. The record is from RefSeq and is a predicted model, not a curated record. Gene Ontology annotation, cellular component: chromatin; nucleus. Bases 491 to 5308 code for a protein of 1605 amino acids. NCBI's taxonomy places the organism in Eukaryota, Metazoa, Chordata, Actinopteri, Cichliformes, Cichlidae. Gene Ontology annotation, biological process: regulation of DNA-templated transcription. The transcript has 25 exons.
CAGCUCCCGGGGUGCCUCUGGUGACCCUUGCUUGCAGGCUGCAUCAGUGUGAUUUUGGCGCUGAGCUGAGGAGCUGGAUCCACCGAGAAUUUAAAAGAAAAAAAGGGCAGAGCGCUUUUGUUAAACCGGAGGAAGAGGGUGCUAGAGAUUAUUAUGAAGAAGAGGACAGGAAGGGGGUUGCGAUCAGAUUGAGGUUUUCGGGUCCUCGCACUGACGAAGAGCCCCGCGUUGGGAUUGGGCAGCGACCAGAUCGAGUCCUCCUCCUCCUCUCUGUGGAGAAUUGCGUUAAAACGAAAAGGCCUGAGCUUUACCAACAUCACAGGAUUAUUAUUAUUUUUUUAUUAUUAUUUUGUACCCCCCUCCUUCUCCUUCUCCUCCUCCUCCUGUAGAUUAAACGAGGAAGCAUUGCUGGCUGGUGUAUGUGUUUAGAAUGGGACACGCUGAAGGUCCAGUCAAAGAAAAAGACAGUUAAGGAUGCAGGAGCCCAACAAUGGAUUUCUCCUUCUCUUUCAUGCAAGGGAUCAUGGGAAAUACAAUUCAGCAACCCCCUCAGCUCAUUGACUCCGCCAACAUCAGACAGGAAGGCACCUGCGACACCGGUAGUGACCCGGGUGAGGAUGGUGGUCCCUCCUACGAUGCAGCCCUGGAUGCAGAGUUUCCGUACCCGCCAUCGGCUUCGGAGGACAUGCCGCAGGUCCCCAAUGGCUACCCGCCGGGUUUGGGCAUAUACGAACCGCAGGCUAAAUUCUCCAUGUACUCGCAGUUCCCCAACGGCUCUGCUAAUGGCUAUGGGGCCAUACGGAGCUACGGGGACCACGGCCUCGUGUCGGUGGAGGGGACCGUCCUGAGAGGUCCCGGUCUCCAGGAAAGACCUCUGUCUCCCGUUUCACCCCCACUGUCCACACAUCACCCACACCUCCACCACCACCAUCAUCAUCAUCCCCAUCACCACCACCAUUCGCUCCACAUCCACUCAAAUCCACCUCACAUACAAACCCACUCACACCCGCAGAGUCCUCCACCGCCACCGCUGCCCACCCAGCAUCACCUACACCAGACACCUCACAUCAUGACUCACAACCUGCCCCCUCCUCCCCCGUUACACCUGCCUUCGUCCAGUCCUCCCCCCUCACUUGUGGACAACACCCCUUCGUCUCAGCCCACGCACGCCCCAUCCAGUGCUUCUGGUGGGGUCCUGAAGAAAACCAGCUCUCCGGAGAUCAAGCUGAAGAUCAUAAAGACGUAUCAGAACGGCAAAGAGCUGUUCGAGUCUGCGCUGUGCGGAGACCUGCUGCAAGAACUGCAGAAAGAGUCUCAGAAGAACGAGGCCGCUCAGGCGCAGCGCAGACAUGAGAGGAAGAAGGAGAAGAGGAAAAAGAGUGCAAGACUGCUGCUGCAAGCUCAGGAACAGAGCCUGGACACGAGCCAAACACAGCCAGGUACCACAGGCCAGACAGAGGACACCCACGUCCAGCCGCCGCCAAAAGAAGCACCGCCGGUGCAGACAGAGAAGCCUCCGAAGACCGUUAUUAAAACCGAACCAAAGACGCCGAAGGUUCCUAAGGUCCAUCAUCCAUCAGUGAUCCAGGAGACAGGCUUCUGUAAGGAGUUUGUAAUAGGAGAUCUGGUGUGGUCCAAGGUGGGUACCUACCCCUGGUGGCCCUGCAUGGUGUCCUCAGACCCACAGAUGAAGGUCCACACUCGCAUCAACACCAGAGGUCACAGGGAAUAUCACGUCCAGUUCUUUGGCAGUGUCGCAGAGCGAGCGUGGAUCCACGAGAAGAGGAUAGUCAUGUACCAGGGGAAGCAACAGUUUGACGAGCUUCAGUCAGAGACACUUCGCAAAACCACAAACCCUGUAGAGAGACACAAACUAAUGAAGCCUAUCCCUCAGCGGGAACGUUCUCAGUGGGAGGUGGGUGUUGGUCACGCCGAGGAUGCUUUUCUGAUGACGAGACAGGAGCGAAUUGACAACUACACCUUCAUCUAUGUGGACCCAGACCCUACUGAAGCCCCACCCAGCAAGAAACCCAACAUCAGACCUGAGAAACGAAGCCGGCGCUCAAGCAGCUCGAUCAGUAAGAAGGAGGACCGAGAUGUAAAGUCACCAGAUAGAGAGCAGCCUCCGCGACGGCAGCUUCCACGGAGACAGUGUAGUGUUUCAAACACAGAUGACAACGCAAACUCCCAGGCCUCAAGUGAAGAUAAGAACCAGAGGGGGGACCAACGUAAGACCAGCUCACCGAAACAGAAUGCCGGCUGUGAUGCACGAGCACAGCAGGACUCUCCGCCUCCGGUCAAAACGUGGAAAACGGCAGCUGCCAGGAAGCUGCUGCCUCUUUCUAUCACAAUGAAGAGGCUGAAUGUGGAGAUCACAAAAUGUGACUGGCCUCUUAUCCAGAAAAAAGCAGCUGCCUCCCCAAAGAAGGACAAAGAAGAAGAGAAGAAAGAGAGGGUGGAGAGAGAAGGCAGGCAGCCCGACCUGGGAUACUGCUCACCUGAGCAGGACAGCAGAGCUAAACCUGAGCCCAGUCCAGAGGAGGAGGAAGAUGGGGAUGAAGGGGAGGACGAGGGAGAGGAGAGGAGAGAUUCCCCAGCGAGUCGGAGGAGUGAAGAGGGAGGAUUGCAGCAGACCUCAUCUCCGGGAUCACACCACAGCAGUCCGCAAGGUUCUCAAGAGAGGAAGCUUCAGCGGCGGUGUGUCAGAAGCAGGUCUGAGUCAGAGAGAGGCAACGAUCUCGUCCCUAAGAAGAAAACCAAAAAAGAGCAGGCUGAGAUGGCUCCAGAGACCACGCUGAGGACAGGUUCACAGAAAGGAGCUAGUGAGAUCUCAGAUGCGUGCAAGCCACUGAAGAAGCGAAGCAGAGCAUCAACAGAUGUCGAAAUGGCUUCAUCUCAGUACAGAGACACGUCUGAUUCAGACUCCAGAGGCCUCAACGACCCGCAGGGCUUAUUUGGGAAGAGUCUUGAUAGUCCAGCAGCAGCAGAUGCAGAUGCUUCAGAUACUCAGUCUGUGGACUCUGGCCUGUCCCGUCAGGACAGCAGCACCAGCAAGAGGGACACUGUGUGCCAGAUCUGCGAGGUGUACGGAGAUGGUUUGAUGGUAUGUGAAGGUGACUGCAACAAGCAGUUUCACAUGGAGUGUCUCGGUUUGUCGUCCCCACCUGAAGGAAGAUUUAGCUGCACAGAAUGUAGAACAGGGAACCAUCCUUGUUUUAGCUGUAAAACAGUGGGCAGGGAGGUGACGCGCUGCUCUGUGUCUGGAUGUGGUUGUUACUAUCACGAGGACUGUGUCCGUAAACUCCCGGGAACCACCAGCAGCCCAGGUGGAGGUUUCAGCUGCCCUCAGCACAGUUGUUCAACCUGCUGCCUGGAGAGAGACCCACAACGAGCCAGUAAAGGUCGUCUGAUUCGUUGUAUCCGCUGUCCGUUGGCCUAUCACACCAGCGACAGCUGCGUGGCGGCAGGCAGUGUCAUCCUUACUCACCACAUCAUGAUCUGCAGCAACCACGGCAGCGCCAAGAAGAACGGCCUCCUCACCUCCCCCGUCAACGUGGGAUGGUGCUUCCUGUGUGCCCGAGGGCUGUUAGUGCAAGACCUUACUGACACCAUAUUAAGUUCAUAUGCCUAUAAGUCCCACUACCUUCUGACUGAGUCAAAUCGUGCUGAGUUGAAAUUACCUAUGAUUCCCUCUCCUUCGUCAGCUACCAAAAAGAAUGUUGGGAAAGGAGGCAAGUUGCUGUGCUGCGACUCAUGCCCAGCUUCCUUCCACCCGGAGUGUCUGGAGAUGGAGAUGCCGGAGGGGUCGUGGUCCUGCAGCGAUUGCAGGGCAGGGAAGAAACCUCACUACAAACAAAUUGUCUGGGUCAAACUAGGCAACUACAGGUGGUGGCCUGCAGAGAUCUGCAACCCUCGUCUGGUGCCAUCAAACAUUCAGAGUCUUCGGCACGAUAUUGGUGACUUCCCGGUUUUCUUCUUUGGUUCCCAUGACUACUACUGGAUCAACCAAGGCCGCGUCUUCCCAUACGUGGAGAAUGACAAGAACUUUGUCACAGGACAGAUCAAUAUUAACAAAACCUUCAAGAAAGCUCUGGAAGAAGCAGCCCGGCGCUUUCAGGAGCUUAAGGCGCAGAGGGAGAGCAGGGAGGCUCUAAAACAGGACCGCAAUUCUCGCAAACCACCACCCUACAAGUUCAUCAAGUCCAACAAGCCUGUGGGGAAAGUUCAGGUGCACGUGGCCGACUUGUCAGAAAUUCAGCGAUGCAACUGCAAGCCAGCAGACGAGCAUCCCUGCAGCCUGGAGUCCCAGUGUCUCAACCGCAUGCUGCAGUACGAGUGUCACCCACAGGUGUGCCCUGCAGGAGACAGCUGUGAGAAUCAGUGUUUCUCCAAACGGCUGUAUGCAGAAACAGAAGUGAUAAAGACGGAAGGGUGUGGCUGGGGCCUCAGGACAAACCAGGCACUGAAGAAGGGUGACUUUGUGGCCGAGUAUGUGGGAGAGGUGAUAGACUCAGAAGAGUGCCAGCAGCGAAUCAAACGUGCCCAUGAAAAUCAUGUGACCAACUUCUACAUGCUCACCCUCACCAAGGAUCGUGUCAUCGACGCUGGCCCAAAAGGAAACUCGUCUCGGUUUAUUAACCACAGCUGCAGCCCAAACUGCGAAACCCAGAAGUGGACGGUAAACGGCGACGUUCGUAUUGGAAUCUUUGCCCUUUGUGACAUCGAGGCUGGCACAGAGCUGACGUUUAACUACAAUCUGCACUGUGUGGGCAACAGGAGAACGUCGUGUCACUGUGGAUCAGACAACUGCUCUGGAUUUCUUGGGGUCCAGCCAUCGAGUGCUGCAGUGACGGAGAAAGAGGAAAAGGCCAGGAAUGCAAAGAUGAAGCAGAAGAAGCGGAAACUGCGGCCGGAGGGCAAACACACACACGAGUACUUUUGCUUCUGCUGCGGAAAAGGAGGAGAGCUGGUGAUGUGUGACAGGAAGGAGUGCCCAAAAGCGUAUCACCUGCUGUGUCUCAACCUCACCAAACCGCCAUACGGGCGGUGGGAAUGCCCGUGGCAUGACUGCAGCGUUUGCAGCAACCCGGCCUCAUCUCUCUGUGACUUCUGCCCUCGCUCCUUCUGCCGGGAUCAUGAGGCGGGGGCGCUCACCACCUCCUCCCUGGACGACCGCCUCUGUUGUUCCAGCCACAACCCGCUCAGUCCCCUGGGGGCCAAAUCCAGCUCCACCCAGCAGCGGCGCUCCGCUCAGAGUCCCGUCAGAGUCAAAGAGGAGCCGGAGUCAGGCCAGCCGGCCACGGAGUGAUAAAACCCUUAAUACCUCAUUCCCUGCAAAGUGUGCUCCAAUCCACCUCUGAUCCUAAGCAGUGCACUACAACAGGGAAUACAGUGCUUUUUUUCUUUUUCUUUUUUUUGACACAUGCAAUGGCCGCAACUCAGAGCUGAGACACGCUGACGAACACCUUGAUGCUGUUUUGUGGCGACAGUAGGAGAAGGACCAGAAAUCAUCAGGCACCGUUUUCCCUCCUGUCUUGCCAUAAAACACCACUACUUACACUCUCUGCAGCUCGCCUGCGCCCACUGGAGGGCCCAGGCCACCACCUCAUUAUGUUGUUUUUAAAUUUUUACUGCUAUUUUUUUUUCUUUCUUUCUUUUUAAAGCAGUGUAAGCGUCGUCACGUCUCCAGUUCCUGGCACUUUGAAGAACUCACUGAGUGAGGUGGAGGAAGGGGCAGAGAGGAGGAAAAGGAUGUGGGAGCUGAAGCUCUCCAUCACCACCAAGCUGCUCCUCUCCUUGUUUACCUGCUGUAAGCUGUGGUCUCACACACAGGGUGGCUUUAGGAUGGAGACGAGCCAGCUUUUCUCGUGAUCUGUCAUCCUCUUUAUCUGUUAGAGAAAAGGAGCGGCGGGGAAAUGACCAAUUUCGUGCAAUUUGUUUUUUUCCAGGACCACACUACAUUCCAACUUUCCUUAAACAUGGUUUUAAUAUGCUUAUGGGUAUAGAUAAAUAUAAUUAUAUACAGUAUCUAUGUUUGUUAAUGUUUACAGACAGAUUCUCUCACUUCAUCUCAGUGAGUGGUGUAUUAUGUUUGUUUAGGUGUUGAACAUUACGCAGACCUCCUUGUGAAAAUAGUCCUAUUAAGGUGAAAUAUAAUGGUAUAUAGUGAAAUGGUAUGACAUUUCAGAAGUUCUUGUGAUUUUCAUAUUGCCAGUCUCACUCGCCAUUGUGUACAUAAUUGGCUCACAAUAUUGUAAAAUACUAAAAAGAUCAGGAGGGGGCGGAGCCUCACCUCUCUGAUUGUUCUUGGAAGAUGGAAAAGCUUUUUCUUUUUUCUUUUUUUUUUUGUAAUAAUAAUUGAAAAAAAAAAAACAAGACAGAUCCUUUUUAAAAAAAUUCUUUCUUUAAAGCUAUGUUUUCAUGUUUCCUCCAAUUAGUUAUUUGCAAAGUAGAUGAAGGGGCCCAGCUUGUGAUCACUGGUGCUGUCUUAAAGAAGUGUUAAUAAGCCUUAAGUUUGGGUUUUUAGCUGUAGUUACUACUGCCCAGAUGCAGUCCACUUCGGUUGUUUCGGUUCGGCGUACUGUGACGGCUCUUUUGUUUUCGGGGAUUUGGGGUUUUUUGCCAGACUUUUUCUGAAAAGCACUUUCACGCGGCUCAUUGCUACUCACCUUAGCUAGGUCAUACGUAUACAGAAAUGUAUAUUAAAAGAACAUAUGACAAGUGUUUCAAAAUGGAUACCUCUUCUUCUUGUAUUAUUGGAAGUUAAACUGUGUUGUAACUUUUUGCCUCUCGGUCAGAAACGUGGUGAGCGCUGGGUGUGGCUUGUUUCUUCUGAGGAAAGUGGCCUAAAUGCUGUUUUUAUUUUAUUUUAUUUUAUUUUUGUUUCAUAUUUCUUUUAUUGUUUGUUUUCUUUUACAUUUUUCUUUGGCACACAAGUAGGAAAGACUGCCAACCCAGCUUCGUCCAAAAAAAAAAAAAAAGAAAACAAAAAAAAAUGUCCUCCGUGUCCUCCAGAGACACUUCUUCAUUUUCCAGCUUGAGAAAACUCUUAAGGCUGGGCUUUAUAUGGAGACGUAAUGGUGUAACAACAGUUCAGUCCAGUAUAAUGUACAAACUUCUGUACAGUGUUUUUAAUCGCUCAUCGUCAAAUCUCAAAUUUUUGUAUUUAUUGCACCACAUUUUAUACCAAUUUCUUUUUCAAACACCAGUGCAGUAACUUGUCUCCCUCUGUAAGGAAAUAGGCUUAAAAAAACAUAUGGGGAGUUUUACGUAAUAUACCUGUAUUUUCUUUCUUUUUCUUGUUUUUUUUUUUUUUUUUUUUAAACAUUUGGUGUAAUGAUUCCACAUCCGGUAACAGCCGCUGCUCAUCAGCCUGUGUCGUGACUCACUGUAAUUGGUGUUUAAAAGCAGUGUGAAGCACUUCAGUAUUGGAAUGUAAAGUUUCUGUUUCAGAGCAGGUUUUGCAGCCCGGACUCAGGUGGUUGUCACUGAAGGAAGCUUUUCUGUGAUCGCGCCUUGCUUUGUAUUCUUCCUCAGUUACACUGAUGUUUGUUUUGUUUUUUUGUGCCCUUAAAAGAUGUAUUUUCUCUU